AUGGUUAUGAUAACUCGAUCUAUACUGAUUUUUGUUUUCAUGUGGUGUGUAUCUCGAAACAAUGCUUCCCAUGGAUGUCCAAAUAACUGGGAAAAUUUCGGUAACUUUUGUUACACCAUUGUUCAUAGUGGUAAAAGCUGGCAGAAUUCAAACAGAGAUUGCGAGAAUAAAGGAGGUCAGCUUGCUAGAGUUUCAGGAGAGAAACUCAACCGUUUUCUCCAUGAAAUGUAUAGAAUCGACAAGAGUGGAAUCAACUUAUGGAUUGGUCUUAUGAAAUGUCCGUUUAGUAGUACAGAAUGGUGUUAUCCAAGUGGAAAAGUAGCAAACUACACAAACUGGGCACCCAAUAUCCUUGGCGAAAAUGGCGACUGCGUUGAAAUGCUUGACAUUGGCCUCUGGGGUAAUCGUCCCUGCAGUAAUAAAAGGCCUUACAUUUGUGAAAAGGUUUUGACAAGCAGCAUUUUUAUGGCAUAUCUCAUGUAUCAAGUGGUGGAUAAGUCAAAAUUAAAAAACGCUCUUAAAUCUCUCUUAAAUGAGUCAACUUGA
Molecule: messenger RNA, 546 nt
Organism: Dendronephthya gigantea
Lineage: Eukaryota; Metazoa; Cnidaria; Anthozoa; Malacalcyonacea; Nephtheidae
Product: snaclec coagulation factor IX/factor X-binding protein subunit A-like
Exons: 3
Coding region: 1-546 (181 amino acids)
Molecular function (GO): signaling receptor activity
Source: RefSeq, a predicted model, not a curated record